This is a messenger RNA of Caenorhabditis sp. 36 PRJEB53466, 11580 nucleotides long. NCBI's taxonomy places the organism in Eukaryota, Metazoa, Nematoda, Chromadorea, Rhabditida, Rhabditidae. The record is from the annotation of a GenBank genome assembly.
AUGGCGACCUCCGCGAUUUUUAUACUCGAUUUGAAGGGAAAAGUGAGCAAAUCGGAGUGGAAUUCGACAGAAAAUGCACAUUUUCAGACGAUAAUCUCGCGAAACUAUCGAGGAGACGUCGACAUGACCGCCAUCGACAAGUUCAUCACUUUGCUAAUGGAGAAAGAGGAGGAGGGCUCCGCGUGCCCGGUGCUCACACAUCAAGACACCAAUUUUGUGUUCAUCAAGCACACGAACAUCUAUUGUCAGUCUGAAAUUGUUGAAAAUGACAAAAUUUGCGCGAAAAAUGUGAACUUUCAAAAAAAAAAUGGAGGAGAUGAUCCAUUUCGGGCCAAAAGGUCCAAAAAAUGUUUGGGUCCGAGCGGUCAAAGGCUAAAACACACACCACAAAAAAAGUCGCGACCGGCAAAUGUCGAGCCCUGAGAAAAAUACAAAAAAACGUCUAGUUUUUCCAAUUUUCCCAUGUUUUCAGUGGUGUCGGCAUGCCGCUCGAACGUGAACGUGACAAUGAUAUUGUCGUUUCUGUACAAGUGCGUCGAAGUGUUUUCCGAAUAUUUCAAAGACGUCGAAGAGGAGUCCGUGCGCGACAAUUUCGUCGUCAUUUACGAGUUGCUCGACGAAAUGAUGGACUUUGGAUUUCCGCAAACCACCGAGAGCCGCAUUCUUCAGGAGUUCGUUUGCAAACUUAGAAAAAAACGUGACAAUUUUAGUCCGUCCAUUUUCUACUGAUUUUUCCUCAAUUUUGCCCGCUUUUAUGCAAAAAUCGAUAUGUUUGUUCAGGUACAUCACUCAAGAAGGCCAGAAACUGGUGUCGGCUCCUCGGCCGCCGAUGGCCGUCACAAAUGCCGUCUCGUGGCGCUCCGAGGGCAUCAAAUAUCGCAAAAAUGAGGUUUUUCUGGACGUCAUCGAAAGUGUCAACAUGCUUGUGAGUUUUUCGGAUUUUUUGCGCAAUCUUAGGUGUAAAAUGAGCAAAAAUCGAUACUUGGGCACUUUUUUCAGCUUUUCACCUCAAAACCUUUUGAAAAUCGAAAAUGAAUUCAGGCGAGCGGCAACGGGACGGUUCUCCAAUCGGAAAUUGUGGGCAGCGUCAAAAUGCGCGUUUAUCUGACCGGAAUGCCCGAAUUACGGCUGGGACUCAACGAUAAAGUGCUGUUCGAGGGCAGUGGACGUGAGCUUUUCAAAUGUUUUAAUUCCCAAACAAUUUCCACAUUCUUACAGGCGGAAAAAGUAAAUCGGUAGAGUUGGAAGACGUCAAAUUCCACCAAUGUGUCCGUCUGUCCCGAUUCGACACCGAUCGCACGAUCUCGUUUAUUCCGCCCGACGGAGCAUUCGAACUCAUGAGCUACAGGUAUCCAGAGCUUGUUUUUUCUGCUUUUUCACAUCGGAAAACCCGAAAAAACGUCGAGUUUCUACACUUGGCCAGGAAAAUUGAUAUUGUUUCGGGUUCAGGCUGACGACAGUGGUAAAACCGUUAAUUUGGAUCGAGACGAGCAUCGAACGACACAGCCAUUCGAGAGUUUCGUUCAUAAUCAAGGUUUGUUCAAAAUGUUUGAAUUUUCUGCAAUUUUCCUUCACAGUGUUGGCGCACAAGUCGUAUUUGAGUUCACCGUACCGUAUAUUGAAUUUUUGCAGGCAAAAUCGCAAUUUAAGCGUCGCUCGACGGCGAACAACGUCGAGAUCAUCAUUCCGGUGCCGUCGGACGCCGAUUCGCCGAAAUUCAAAACGAGCAUCGGAUCGGUGAAGUACACGCCCGAGCAAAGCGCAUUCGUGUGGCACGUCAAGAGCUUCCCAGGUUGGAUCUUCCGAAUAUUUAAAGUUUUUUGAUUUUGCCCCCGCCUUGUCAUUUUGGCGCGCAAUUCUGACAUUGUGUUUUUCAAUGUUGUCACAGGCCGGCCCUUUAGAAUCAUUUUUGUUUGCAGGCGGCAAAGAAUACCUACUCACGGCGCAUUUCUCGCUGCCGUCGGUGAUGAGCGAAGAAUCGGAAGGACGUCCGCCGAUCAAAGUGAAAUUCGAAAUUCCGUACUUUACCACGUCUGGAAUUCAGGUUUGCGCCUGCAAAAGUGUUCUCUCUGGAAUGUGUGAAAUUUUACAGGUUCGCUAUCUGAAAAUCAUCGAGAAAAGCGGCUACCAGGCACUUCCGUGGGUACGCUACAUCACGCAGAACGGCGAGUACGAAAUGAGGAUGAAAUGAUGCGGAAAUUAUCGAUUUUUCAUGUCAAAUUGCCCGAUUCUGUUCAAUUUUCUCCCCUUUCCCCGUAAUUUGUGGCGAGGAAAUCAAGCGAAAUCCUUCCGCUCGCCGCCGCUUUUUUCUAUUUUAAAUCGUCGUCCUCAACUCGGCACAACACAUGCUCUUUUCCCUCUUUUCCAGCUGUGUGCUCGGCCGGAGCAGCGAGACGGAGCAUUCCUUUUUUUUCGGAUGACCUGACGAGCCCGAAAUCCACACUUUUCGCUAAAUUACCCACAAUUUUUUGGAUUUUUUUCUGAAUUGAAAAAAGUUUUUAGCAUUUUCCAAUUUCCAGAGUUGUGCCCCUAUUUUCCUUCCCUAUUUUCGCUUUUUUUCAGCAUAAUUCAAAUUAAUUCCGUCUCAAUCUCAUGUGUUGUUUGGAUAUACUAUUUUAACGUGUCCGGCGCUUUUAAGAAGAUCCUCAAAAUGAACAUUUUAUUUUUACACUGUUUUACCAUUUUGCAGGUCCCGGAUUACCCUGAAAAUUAUUUGUGCGACUUAAAAAAUGCGUUCAAAAUCGGUUUUAGAGCGGAAAUGCUGCGAGCGACGGUGAUUUUUCGACGUUGUUUCGCAAAUUCUGCAUUUUUGCGUCAAAUCGCGUACACUGACGACGAAUUGCGUCCCGACGGACGGCUCCUCGACAGAAUCGUCGACGAUCUAAAGGUUUGCACUACUAAACACCGGCGGAAAAGUCGAAAAACGCGAAAUUUUGCAGAAGAACGGAACGACUUUUGUAAUUCCGGGACGCGAUUCGUUCGCCCGACACGAAUCUGUGCAGGUUUUCGAGAAAUUGGUCAAAAAUGGUACGGUAGACACAAAUACAUCGGCGGCGUCAAAACCGUGGCGAAAACUGCGCGGAAUAUGAGCAGAAUAAUCGACUUUCUCCCAAAUUUUUCAUUAUUAACGGUUACGGCAGGCAAACGUGUCCGUCUGUGUAGACACCAUGGCAAAAAGAAAAUGUCUUCACAAAAAUUGCGUUUCUGUGCGUUUUUCGCGUGACGGUGUUCACGUACCUCCUCAAAACGAGUGAAUUGUAGGUGUUCGUCCCGAAUUUCUGAUCGACGCGAACGUCAAAAACGCGUCGCUUUUCCGAUCGGUCGUCUCGCAGCCUGCGCCCUCUUUCCAGGUAUCCUCCUUGUUCCGAACACUUUUUUUUUUAGAAGGAUUACUGUAAUAAAGAUAGAAAAUGCGAUUUUGCAGGUGAUUGAGACACUCGUCAACGUCGGAUAUCUCACUUUCGAAGAUGCGAUUCGUCUUUUGGCACUGUAAGUCGAUGCGUCACAUCGUACGCGCGCGCAAACCUGGUGAUUUCUGAACCAUUCGGCUUGCGAACAGCAAUUUGUCAAAAAUUGCGCAAAAAGUUUACCGUUAUCAGAGCGUGUCAUCCAUCCGCCCCCGAUUUCACACCUCUUCAAUCACUUUCACUUUUUCGCGCCCGCGCAAAAUUGACACUUUAAAGACGUUUCUUGUACAGUUCUUGAAAAUUUUUGUCCGAUCAUAUCCAAAUUUUGCCAUAUCAUCGGUCUUGGUUUUUUGAGUUUCUAUCUAGCCACGGUCUCCCAGGGCGAUAAUGCUAAACACAGUGCGCUCGUAAAUUGCGGAGUGUCGUUGUAACUUUUGAAAAUUUGCAGGUCUAAAAAUAGAGUUCAAUUCGAGUUUACGACCUUUAUUUCUAUCUUUUUGACUUGAAAAACGUCUAGAAAACAUUAUUUUACUGGUUGGAAACCGUUUUUUACAAAAUUUAGAGUUUUUGAUGUUUUUCGCAUUUCGUCAAAACUUCAAACCUUUAUAUUUCAGCUCAUUUUGCAUUUCAUGAGCCCAACGAACGAUAAAAAUGUUAGCUGAAUCUUUCUUCACAAAAUUCAGGUUCCGGUGGUUAGUUUUCUUGAGCAGUUUUCGAAAACUACUCGAAAAAUAUCAAAAUACAGGCCAAAACCUUCAAAUCGAAAUAACUCGGCUAAUUCUCAACGAUUUCUGUUACCAAAACGUAGCUAGUGCUCUAAUUAUGCAAAUCCAGGCUCCAGGCGUACAAAAAUAGGUGUAUUGUACAUAAAACAUGGAAAGAACGCGGCUUCCCGUUGAAAAUUAAUUAAUCGGUCGCCGCGUAAAUCGACACAGCCCGCCUGUUGCAAGUGCGCCCCAUUGAAAUUAUUCGCGCCGUGGGAGACCGUGUCUAGAAAGUUUCAGUCCGAACGGAUUAUUUGAUCUGGAGAUGUAUUGAUUUGAAACUGAAAAAUUCCGCAUUUCAAAUCAAUCCACCGCAUCGAUAAUCGUGUAAAGUUACGGUUCAAUCGAGUAACUGGAGUGGUUUCGAUAUUAUUAGGAAACACUUGAUAAUUGAUAUCAUCAAAUGUUAGUGUGAUUUUGCCCAAGGAAUGCGUGUUACAAAGCUAACAGAGAAACCGAAAAAAGUGGGCAUUCGGGCGCCGCCGCGAUCUCUUCUGUUUUGUGGUUUCAUCGAUGAUGAGACAUUCUAAAAGAUUAUGGCCAUUCUGCAAUCAUAACAUUUUGGAACAUGGUUUCAAUUUCCCACCCUUUCUUUCUUUGUCAGCGACUCCGUCACUAAGGUUACGGUUUUCGAUACUGAUUGCAAAUCCAAUACGUUUCAAUUUUCCAUAAAUCGUUGCAAAAAGCCUUGCAACCAAAACACACUGAUCCCUCCACAAAACCCCUUGUUUGUCUCCCAAAAUGAUGCGCAUCCAUCUUCGUCGCGAAUGCUCCGAAAAUCCGCGGAAAAGAACAAAAAGCACCACGCACUAAUCGAGUUAUCCCCCCUUUUCGCCGUCUCUUUCGCUCUCUGCCUCCAUUUCGCUCCGAAACUCUACAAUAAACAUUCAGAUUCCCGGACGAACUGCUGCGACAUGGUGCAUCGGCGGUCGGCAAGUCGAUCGAAGCGCUCGCGGCGUGCGGAAUCUCCACUCCACGAGCCAUCGCGUCGGCGAUCAAACGGUGUCCGCCGCUGCUUUUCGCCCGAAAUCCACACGAAAUGCAACGAUUGGCCCACGAGAUUGGCGGAUUCUUCUCCAGAAGACAGGUGGGUCGAAAAUCGUGACGAGACCCAUAAGUGCUUGAUAUCAUUGACCCGGAUAAUCUCAUCCACGAGGGUUUCGCUUAUCCGCUAAUAAUCCAAUCCAUAUUAUCCAUCCUACUUUUUUCUUCUAUUUUUACCGCCCCAUUUUUUCAGGCGGGUCACCUCAUCUCCCGAUGCCCGCAAAUUUUGCUCAAACCCAUCGACGAAAUUGAGGAAAAAUACGAGUACAUCUUCUAUCAGGUAGGCCGAAUUUUACGAAAAAGUACGCAAAGUGUCGUAAUAUUCGUUGUGCGCGGUGUUUACGGACUUUGCACUCGAAUCGACGAACGUUUGCGUAGACGCGCGAUGUUUGAGAAACGGAUUGAACACCUAUGAACGUUUAUUCCGAAUUUGAGAUGAGCGGCGACGCGGAGGAGCUGGCCGACUGCACCGCGUGGAUCGAUACUAUGAGUUUGGAGGAGCUGAUCGACCGUCACAAAUUCCUGCUCGCCACCGGAAAAUACACGACGCCCGACGCGAAGCGGCCGCAGAUUCGGAUGGAAAAUCCGAAAUUGAGCCGCAUCAUCGACAGUUCCGACGAGGAUUUCGCCACAAAUGUAUGGAAACGAAAGGGGGAAUACGGGAAAAAUGCGACAUUUUAGGUCGCCCGAGUGAGUAUGGAAGAGUGGGUGGUGUACCAGGCGUUGCGAGUCAAACAGACGAUCAACGAGACGAAGGUGAGUUUGGGGUCUAGCAACGGACGCCGAUUCGAUUGGCGGCGCGACAAACUUCAUGCCUAAAACAUGGUCAAAUUAAGGAGCGCAAAUUCGAGCGUGUGAAGCCGUCGAAACGGAAGGCGUACGAACGUCGGCACAAGGAGCGUGAGGAGCUCGGCGAGCACGUAUUCUCUCAGUGACCGAUGAUGUCUGCCCCCGAAAAGAAAGAAAGAGAGAGAGAGAGAGAGUAGAAGACCUCCCCUCUCUCUUCUUCUUCUUCUUCUUCUUUUCCCCCCGUUUCCUUGUCUCGUUUCGGGCGAAGGGACCCUCUUCUUCUUUUUCUUCUUCUUUUCAAGACCCCCCCUUGUUGCUGUUGGAAAUAUUGUUCAUUUCAUUUCAUUGUUCUUAUCACAAAACAUUGUUCUCGAAUUUGUACCCUUUCAAGGUUUUUGAAGGUUCGUUGCCUUGCCUUAUUUAUCUCUUUAAACAAAUUUCUGAAACAAUUAACCACGUUUCCAGAUAUUUUUGCCAAUUUGUUGCCUUAAAGCUCAGGAAAUAUGCAGUGAUUGAGAUUUUGAAGGUAUUCAAAAAGUGUUAUCCGAUAAAUAUAAGGUUUUUUCAAACAAUUUCAAAUUUUAGGUAAUGUUCAGCUACAGCGACGAGGCGGCGUUCACCGAGCACCUUCAGCCCUGGUUUGAGCUCGUCAAUCCGAGAGCAUCCUGUUAUUCCGUAAGUUUGUGCACACUUUUGAGCCUCUUCUUCAUUUAUGGCGUUAAAUUAGCGGUUAAGAGCUGACGCCCGUCCCUUUUUCACUUUUUUGAGCCUCCUAGUCGUUUUGCUCUUUUUCUCUUCCCUUUUCAAAGAAAGCAUGUGAAAGAACGAAUGAAUGCAACUAGUUUUCGCCGUCCUUCCGACACCCUUUUGCACAUGAAAAAACGACGCCGACGACGCCGACGAACCUUUUUUUUUCGCUCUUUUUUCGCUCGCGCCCGCCCAUUUUUGCUGGACGGGAGGCGGAAAAGAAGCGAGAGAAAGAGGCACGGCGCCAAGAGCACACGAGGGUCUUCAGGGCUCGCGGAGCCCGCCGUGGCGCCAGCGCCCGCCCUCAUUUCCAUCGGCCUCCUGGCCAACUGACUGCCGAGAACGAGAAGAACGAGCGAGAGAGAGAGAGAGAGAGAGAGAGUGUGUUUCGUUUUCGCGCUCGCCGCGCACACAGCCACUGUUUCAAGAGCAUUGAUGAGGGAACCUCUUCUUCCUUUUCCAUUUCGUGUCGAUGACGUCACACUCGCGAGGCAACCGUAUCCUUUGCAGAUUUUGAGAGUCUGAAACCGUGAUAACACAGCUGUGCUCGACGCAAUACCCGACCUUUCCGAUAACAAACUCCUCACUUUUUCGGUCGUUCUUCUCUUCCGAAAAACACGAAAUUUUAUCGCUCGCGAGUGUUUCUUCGGGUUUCUAGAAGCAUUUUAGCUGGAAACGCACACCGAACACUUUUUUUUGAAUGUUCUCACGAAACGGCUAAUGAUAGGGUUCCGAUGCGGCGAGAGUUUCGAGAAAAAAGGGGCGUGGCUUUGGAUUCGACGCAUUUUUCAGUUUUGAUUUCUAUAGUUUCUACAAGGCGCUCGUUGAGUUGUAAGUAGAGACCUACAUGGCUCGAAAUUUCUAUUUUAAGGACGUUUUUUCUGAGCACUUGAGAAAAAACGUCUCACUCAUGGUUGCGAAACGUCCCAUGACAUUACCACGUUCAUUUUCAUGUGCAAAACAAUUAUAUUCAUUUUCGAUACGCCAAAAGCAAUUAGAAGUUCACUCACUCGGCCCAUUUUCCAACUUUAUGAGCGGAAAUAGAGUUGAGCGUAGCUUUUGUAGAAUCACAUUCUCGACGGCCUGGUUUAGGUUAGGACAUUUUUCCAAACAAGUUUCGAUCACGAUUUCCAAUUUUACACAUCCCCGGAAAUCUGAAAUUUCCAAAGCUCCCGCUCCUACCGUAACCCCCUCAAGCCCCUUGAUUAAUGCGAACCUUAUCUGAGAGCAGACGAACACCGCCGCCGAACCCCCUCAUCAUUUCACGUGUUCUCGUUCGUACUGCCCAAUUUUCGACGUUUUUUCUGCUCCGAAGAACCCCGUAAUUCGCGCAUUCCCAUCGGCUCUUUUUUUGCGGUAAAAUGCCCACGCAUCGGUGCGUUCGCGAGUGAAUUCUUGAGAUUUCGCAUUUUUGAUUAGUCCGCGCAGACACGGGGGUUUUAGAAAUUCAGACGAGAUUAGAUGAACUCUCUUGUAAGUGCAACGUUUUUGUUACCAAUAAGACCUCGCAGUUGUACUCGAUUUAAAGGCGCACAGCCCGAAAAGGCAAGAAAAAACCGCAUCGGUUUGCUGUUUUUGCAAUUCAAAAUUGUUCGAAAUCGAAACGUUCGCAUGAAAAUGAUGGGAACGCCAUGAUCGGGUUUCCGUUUUUUCCCCUCCCGACCGUUUGACAUGAUUUUUAUGUGCCCACAAAAACACACACACACACAUCUCCUUUUUUAUAUUCGCUCUCCUUCUUCUUUCAUUUCCGUUUCGUUGAAAAUCUGAACAACUUCAAAAUUGUCCGUUGUUUUUUUUUUCGGGAAACCCACCCGGAAAAACGAGUGUAAUAGACUAAUAGUAUUAAAAUGGGUGACUUUGAGAGUUUGAAACUGUGAUAACACAGAUGUGCUCGUCGCAAUACCCGACCUUUCCGAUAACAAACUCCUCACUUUUUCGGUCGUUCUUCUCUUCCGAAAAACACGGAAUUUUAUCGCUCGCCCGUGUUUCUUUGGGUUUUUAGAAGCAUUUUAGCUGGAAACGCACACCGAACACUUUUUUUUUGAAUGUUCUCACGAAACGGCUAAUGAUAGGGUUCCGAUGCGGCGAGAGUUUUGAGGAAAAAGGGGCGUGGCUUUGGAUUCGACGCAUUUUCAGAAUUGGCAACCGUUCUUUGUCAGUUGCAAAACGACGUCUCGGUACCGACGUGAACUUUGCAGUGCAAUUUAUCGUAAAAGUAGUUCACGUUGGUUGCGAAACGUCGGGUUUCAAAAUGACCGGUUAGAACCUGUUCGACAACGUGACCCGAUUCGUCACGUUAACACGUCUCCCCCUCACUCGUGUUCGCCUCAUUCCUUCCCGAUAAUGAUGAUGAUGGUGCCAUCCGGAUACUUCCAGCACCAACCACCUCCUCCGCUCCCGCACCAUCACUCGUUCGCAAUGGGAUCCACCACCGAAGACGUCGGCAACAACAACAACUUCGAGGACACGCGGACCGUCCGUCAGGCGCUGCUCGGACUCAAAUGCGAACCGCCGUCCGCCAGCGGAACCCCGCCGCAACUAUUGCUCAAUUCGUCGCCGGUGUCGGGCGCCGGAGGAGUCACCACACCGCCCUUCUCGCCGGCAAACGCAGAUGGUAAGCGAAUUAAUUAGUUGCCGUUAAUUUUAGCAGACGCUGUUUUUCAAUUCAAAAAAAAUUAAUUGCCCAAAAAAACCAUUGAAAACACUACAGGCUCGAAUCUGAUCAAAUUCUUCUCCGGAUCCAUAUUUCCAUCAUGGAGUAGGUUCAUCCGAAAAAGCCACGUCAUUUGUCUCUUUUUCUCUCUCUCUCUCUUUCUCUUCCCUCCGUCUCAUUCUCCCAUUGUUUCAUCCCGGAGCGAGCAAAAAAAAAAAAGCGAUGAAAAAACCAUGGAAUGGGAGGUCGACACUCUGCGUCUCUCAUUUUUCUGCCGCAUUCGGACGCCCUCCGUGUUCCCUUUUUCCCCGCUUUUUCUUGUGUGUGUUCAAGUUCCAACACACAAACGCCGUUUUUGAGAGUGUCCCUUAAAAAAUUAGAGAAAAAGCUUCGUCCAACAACCUUGUCCAAAAAUUGCUUUCCCCCAGUCGUUUUGAUUUUUUAUUCUCCGAAUUGCAGACAAUACCGUCACGCACGCGCACUCGCAGCAGCUUCAGCACCAUCACACGGGACUGUCGGCGUUGUCCGUCGUCGGCAGCAUGAUGAUGAAGGAGACGGCCGGAUGCGUGGGCGGCGCAUCCGCAGCCACAUUCGGCGAUUUCGACUACAUGAUGAUGCAGCCGCUGCAUUUGGGUGAGUCAAGCGACUUGCAACGGGCGUUCUGCGCUGGGCAAACCGUCUGGACGUUAGACACACUUGCAACAAUCCAAACCAAAACUUUUUCGGCCUCUUGAACACGGAUUGAAGUAUUUCUCGUCCAAGUUUCAGACCGAUCGGAUUGUCGGCCCCCCAGGCGAUCUUCUCGGGGCCCGAUAAUUCGAUCGGCCUGAAACUUUGACCCAAAUAACUUUAAUAUUGCAAGUGUGCCUUCUCCGGCCUUUGAAAUCUUUUACUCUUUUACUCUUUUGCCCUACACUGACCAAGACCGGGGUUCAACUGAACUAUUCGUUUAUUGGGAGUCUUUUAACAAGUAUUACAACAAAGAGGAAGGAAAUUACCUGCUAGCUUAAAGAUUUUAAAAGGAAUGCAAUUGUGCUCUUCCAGAAUUCAAUAGAAAAAGAAGUGGAAUUUGUUUCGCGGCAGAAAUAGUUUUCAUUUGAAAGUCUGCAUAGCGCUGAACUUCAGCGGCUGAAGUACUCAAGACAAAUCACGAACGUUUUGAGUUCAGAAUCGAUCCUUCCAGCGAUUGGCCGUCACUCGUCGCAAGGUUCCGAACGUCAAAUGUCAACGGAGAGUUCAGUGGCGGCGGCGGCGGCGCCGAUUCCGUCGACGAAACGCUCGCGCUCCACACACGACGGACUCAUGAAAUGCCUGUUUUGUCCGAGAAAAGUGUCGAGCGAGGAUGCGGUGAGAGUCGAGAGAAAAAAAACACGGGACUGUGCACACAAACUCGGAUUUCAGCUCGACCGUCACAUGGCCGAGUGUCAGGUGAUCCGGCCGCACGAAUGCGAGCGGUGCGGCAAGAGAUUCAAGGCGCGCGGCGGACUGCAACAGCACAUGCGCAUUCACAACAACGAGAAGACCUACUCGUGCCAGUACUGCACCAAACGAUUCACACAGAAGAGCCAUUUGGAUCAGCACGAGCGGAUUCACACCGGUUAGUGGAUUUUUUUGCGAAAACCUUUGGUACCACGAGACACCCCCCGUCCCAAGCCGUUUGGAUACCUGUUAAGCUGUUAUCGAUAACGUUUUUCGUUGUUUUCCUCCCAAUAAUCCCCAAUUUUUCUCGCAUUCAGGCCUCAAACCGUUCAUGUGCACAUUCUGCGGCCGCGCCUUCCGUCAACGCUCGCAACAACUCGGGCACGAGGCGACGCACCUCAGCCACUUUGCCGCCUCCAAUCACAUUUGCGCCUCUUCCGGCUCCGCGUCGGCCGUCCCGACGACUCCAUCCUCUUCGUCGGGAGCAUCUUCCGCGUCGCCGAUCAAAGAGUCGCCGACUGUUGCGAUGGGCGGAAUCCACCCGCCGACGCCUUCGCCCGAACAACAGCAACAACUGAAUAUGGCGGCGGCGGUGAUGAUGCAGCAGCAGCACGAGAUCUCGUCGCUUCUCGCCCUUCAGGACUUCCAUCAGAAUUCGCCGCCCGCCGCCUCGCGCUCUUCCGUUCAAUUCGUGCCCCAAUCGGCGGCCGAGGCGACUGCCAAUGGAAUGAGAAUGCUCAGCCACAUUGCUUCCUAA